This is a messenger RNA of Microthlaspi erraticum, 327 nucleotides long. NCBI's taxonomy places the organism in Eukaryota, Viridiplantae, Streptophyta, Magnoliopsida, Brassicales, Brassicaceae. The record is from the annotation of a GenBank genome assembly.
AUGAACGUAUACGUGUUGGCUACGCAACCUACUUAUCCUGCCCGGCCAUGGAAACUCUACUCAAUAACGGUUUACACAAAUACUUACAUGAGCCAGCUGGUCCAUCCCAGAGGAUGGCUUGAAUGGUUUGGUAACUUUGCUUUGAACACAUUAUGGUAUGGCCGUAUGGCGAAUACAUUAAUAUUAGGCCGGGUUGGCGGUCAUCGGGUCGGGUUAAAUGGCCUAGUUAUCAUGUCAUGGACAAACGGACUGCAAUGUCCUUCAACAUCGUUCAUCGACGGUCGGAGAUGGCUUCCGACAACAGGUGUCACGUUCACCGCUGGUUAA